Gloeophyllum trabeum ATCC 11539 is the source of this 2527-nucleotide messenger RNA. RefSeq lists its product as uncharacterized. Lineage: Eukaryota; Fungi; Basidiomycota; Agaricomycetes; Gloeophyllales; Gloeophyllaceae. Bases 150 to 2048 code for a protein of 632 amino acids. The transcript has 5 exons. Gene Ontology annotation, biological process: intracellular signal transduction. The record is from RefSeq and is a predicted model, not a curated record.
UGCCAUCCCGCCAUCAUUUCCUCCCGGCUCCUCGUCGUCGUCUCUAUUCCUCCCGUCUCCCCCGACUUUUGUUCUUCUCUCUGUUUUUCCUGUAAUUUCUCAAAAGGACUUGCACCCCCUUCUGUUUCCCCUCGGUUCGAUUGCCCGCGAUGCCUGCAGAUGACCCGUCUACGUCGUCUCACAUGAUGAAGACCACAAAACGCGGUCGACCGUUUCUCAAGGAUACGCUCGACUUGUUUGCGACGUUGAUUGUAUCCCUGGAGCUCGGACCACAUAAGCAGUUCUUCCGUACUUUUCCCAACUCCUUCUCAACAGAUGAAGCUUGCUUGAACCUUGCCUCGUUGAAGUUUUCGCAGUCCAACCGCGGUCCGGAUCCGAGAGAACCCUCACGUAUAGUCACGACCACCACGACAACGACGUUCUCUAUGACUCGAGAGAUGGCGAAGGCCAUGUGCCAGCAUUUCAUGGAUGCUCGGUUGAUUGAGAACGCUGCGGACCCUUCUUCUAAUCUCUUCAAAGAUCGGGGCGUCUACGUUUUGACGCCGAAGGGUCUGCACGUAUUGGAACGGUUCAUCAGUAAGAACGGCAUCAACUCCGACCACAUCUCCAAUGUAUUCGCUACGCAACCUAUCUGCAUGAAGUUGCUACAUCUCGAGCGGCGAUCAUCUGAUGACGAGAUCAUUGUCUCGCAGUCGGUGAUUACAACGCUCUUCAGGCGAUUCGUGGGUCAUAAACCCAACUACCCACCUCAGGGCCAGGGUCAGCUCGACGCGUACCAGCAGUACCACGAACGGUCCAAGGGUAUUGCGCUCAUGGAUGUGCAGGAUAAGGCACAGCUGGGCAAGACUGCGCAGACGCACAAGUAUUGCUUCGCUGCCGUCUCGGCUCUAGAGUGGCUUUGUGAUUUCACGUCUGUCGUCGGUCGCGAGGAGGCUGCGGAGAUGGCUGCCCAGUUCGUGCGUUUCGGGCUCAUCCAGCUCGUGAGCGACAAGCGGAAGAACAACGACUCUGCGAUCAUCUUCACUGUUCGUGGAUCUGCUCCUGGUGGCAACUCGCCCGUUUCGCAACAUGGCGAGUUCCGCUGUACUGCUAAGGCUAUCUACCGGGUCACUGACGAAGGACGUCGCGUGGCUCGUUGGGACACACCAAAUCGUGGCCCCGCUAGUCGUGAUUCUCCAAACGCGUCUUCCGCCAAUUUGGCAUCUACGGAACGGUCGUCCAUCGAGGACAGCGCUGAGGCCGCUAGUUCCGCCGCUGACGCUCCUACACCCGGUGAGGCCAGGAUUCAGCGUCGAAUCUCGAUACAUGAGAAAAUGAAUGGUAGUUAUGACGCGGGCGAUAAGAAGUCAGGCAAGGAGAGCAACAGCGACCGUCUCAACAAGAUUCUCGAGGACCCGAUGCUUCGCUCCUUAUUCCGAGAGUUCCUCCGUGGCAACUUCUGCGAAGAGAAUCUGUCAUUCUGGCUCGAUGUCGAAGACUUCAAGCGCAAAUUCAAUAUCACAUCCAGCGCUGUUGCAGCCACGCGGCCGGCUACCAGCAGGAACACUCCUGGGCAGGCUGCGAUGGAACGUCAUCACGAGUCUCUGAUUCAAACUGCCUUCAACAUCUACAACAUGUAUCUCGCCCCUGCAAGUCAGUGCGAGCUCAACAUUGAUCAUGGGUUGCGGAACGAGCUCGUGGCGUAUCUCAGUGAGGUAAUGACAGGCCUGACGGGUAAGGCUUUUCAGGGUCGAGUUGAGCUCGAGCAAGCCAGCGCAUUCAAUGCGACACAGCUGCAAACAAUGAUCCGGCUGUAUGAGCGUAUUCAGACGCAUGUCUUCCGGCUUAUGGCAACGGAUUCCGUUCCGAAGUUCAUCAAGACACCGAAGUUUAUGGCCGUGCGUAACUGGGCCGACGACGAUGAGAACGAUACGCCAGGUCAUGUUCCGACGCGUCCACCAGGGUUAGACGAUGCGGAAGAAGUUGGCGGUACCUACGUGACAGUUUCACAAGCAGCAAGCGAGAAACGUCACCGGCAAAGAGAAGGGUGGACGGACAAGUCGCUAUGAGCGAUGACGAACCGUUGCCCUUCCUCAUUUGCGUCAACCACUGUAUCCUCAACUUCUUGCAUGCUGUUUAUCUAUCAUCCGUCGACAUCUAUCUGCAUAUGCAACAUCACCUGUCACAUCAUCUCUCUUGCUCGACUGUACAUCGCGCGCUCUAUAUGCUGUCGUCUCUUACAUCACGGCUAUCCGAACUAUGGCUAGGCACACUUGAUCGAACCCGGGGGGUCUUUCGCAUCUUAAUCAUCAUCGUAUUAUUUCCACUUCCAUUUCCCACUUUGCCCAUCCUCAUUCGCAAACCCCUUCUGAUUUCAUUCCCAUUUGCUUUCUAUUAUUCCAUCCUACUUCGGUGUAACAUUUAUAAUAACUUAGGCAUCUCCUACCCGUCCGGAGAUAAGACUCUGCUAAUCGAACAUUCCACUGUUCAUUAUUAUUAUCGAAUGUAUCGACGUUCGCUGUAUAUGUAGAGUGCCUGCGAAGCAAGA